Messenger RNA from Exophiala spinifera, 1887 nucleotides. RefSeq lists its product as uncharacterized. The record is from RefSeq and is a predicted model, not a curated record. The coding region runs from base 1 to 1887 and encodes 628 amino acids. NCBI's taxonomy places the organism in Eukaryota, Fungi, Ascomycota, Eurotiomycetes, Chaetothyriales, Herpotrichiellaceae. The transcript has a single exon.
AUGUCUUCGCAUUUAUCCAACGGCCUCACCAAAGGCCCGAGGUCAGAGAAGGAGAAUGAUGCCAACUGCACUCUAGCAGACAUACCGAAGUCAAACACAUUCACCUCGAAACUACCUCCAGAUCCACAGUAUCCCACUCCCCUCGACUCCCAUCGAGCGCCUCGACAAAAGUUGGGCCCUCGCAUGGUCAGAGAAGCACUAUAUACAUAUGUCCGACCGGAGCCUACAGAGGAUCCCGAAUUACUUGCCGUCAGUCGAGCCGCCCUGCGCGACAUUGGUCUUGCCGACAGUGAGGCCGACUCGGAAGAGGUCAAACAGGUUGUUGCAGGCAACAAAUUCUACUGGGACGAGGAGAAGGGGGGCAUUUAUCCUUGGGCACAAUGCUACGGUGGCUUUCAGUUCGGUCAAUGGGCGGGUCAACUAGGUGAUGGACGAGCAAUCUCGCUGUUCGAGGCUACCAACCCAAAAACCAAGGUCCGCUAUGAACUACAACUGAAAGGCGCAGGCAAGACUCCCUAUUCGCGAUUUGCGGACGGUAAGGCUGUAUUAAGAUCCAGCAUACGAGAAUUUAUCGUGUCUGAGUACCUGAAUGCGCUCGGGAUCCCGACAACGCGAGCCCUUUCAUUGACGCUCUGCCCCAAGUCAACUGUCAUCCGCGAGCAGCUUGAGCCAGGAGCGAUCGUAUGCCGCUUCGCCCAAUCAUGGCUCCGUAUUGGGACUUUCGACCUGAUGCGAUCCAGAGGUGACCGGAACUUGGUUCGCAAAGUCGCUACCUAUGUUGCAGAAGAUGUGUUUGGUGGAUGGGAGACAUUGCCAGCUUCCCUAGAUGCAGAUAAAAAAGAUGCCCACCUCGAUCCUCCUAGAGGGGUGCCGAAGGACGAACUCCAGGGUAAAGAGGGUGCCGAGGAGAACCGCUUCACAAGGCUCUAUCGCGAAAUCGUCCGUCGAAAUGCCAAAGUCGUUGGGAUGUGGCAGGCCUACGGCUUCAUGAACGGCGUUCUAAACACCGACAAUACUUCGAUAUUUGGUCUCUCGAUGGACUAUGGCCCGUUCGCCUUCAUGGACAAUUUUGACCCGACUUAUACUCCUAACCAUGAUGACCACAUGCUUCGAUAUAGCUAUCGUGCCCAGCCGACCAUCAUCUGGUGGAACCUUGUCCGUCUCGGGGAAUCAUUGGGCGAGCUGAUUGGUUCUGGUGAUCGCGUCGACGAUGAAGUGUUUGUGGAAAAGGGUGUCGAGGAAGACUUUGCUCCUGUUCUGAUCAAGCGCGCCGAGACCAUCAUUGACCAGACGGCCGACGAAUACAAGGCGGUGUUUUUGAGUGAAUACCGACGCCUCAUGACUUUGCGACUUGGUCUGAAGACCCAGAAAGAAGGCGACUUUGAAAAGCUGUUCUCAGAGCUCCUCGAUACGAUGGAAGCUCUCGAAUUGGACUUUAACCACUUCUUCCGUCGCUUGUCUACAGUGAAGCUUGAGGACGUUAGCACCAAAGAGAACCGGGUACAAACAGCGGAAAGAUUCUUCCAUCAGGAGGGAGUUACUGGGCUGAAUGAGACCAAUGAAAGUGGUCGCGAGAGGGUCGGAAAGUGGCUCGACUCAUGGCGAGAACGAAUUGUGGAGGAUUGGGGCACCGAGCCAUCUGCCGACGAGGCGCGAGAGAAGGCCAUGAAAGCGGUCAACCCGAACUUUGUGCCCCGAGGAUGGUUGCUUGAUGAUAUUAUCGACCGAGUCCAGAACAAGAAGGAGAGGGAUAUUCUUCAGGGUGCGAUGGAAAUGUCACUGAACCCGUUCCAGGAUGAAUGGAGCUGGAAUGAGGAAAUUGAGAAGAAGUAUUGUGGCGACGUUCCACGAUUUAAGAGAGCCAUUCAAUGUAGCUGCUCUUCUUAG